This is a messenger RNA of Monosiga brevicollis MX1, 924 nucleotides long. RefSeq lists its product as uncharacterized. Gene Ontology annotation, cellular component: cytosol. Gene Ontology annotation, biological process: protein phosphorylation. Gene Ontology annotation, molecular function: eukaryotic translation initiation factor 2alpha kinase activity; ATP binding. The record is from RefSeq and is a predicted model, not a curated record. NCBI's taxonomy places the organism in Eukaryota, Choanoflagellata, Craspedida, Salpingoecidae. The annotation marks the transcript as partial. The transcript has 4 exons.
CUCAGGUAUCGCUCUGAUUUUGAGGAAAUUGAGAUGCUGGGUGAGGGCGGAUUUGGUUCGGUCGUCAAGGCGCGCAAUCGCCUUGAUGGAUCAACGUAUGCCAUCAAGAUCAUUCCUUUUGACGUUUCGUUCCCGUCUUACAGUGCCAAGGUGGUGCGUGAAGUGACCCUGUUAGGCAGUCUCAACCACCCGCACAUCGUACGAUACUAUCAAGCCUGGACAGAGCACGAAACGAAGAAAACACGACAAAGCCAAAACAACCAGUCCACCACAGAUGCAAGUACCGAGACUGGCGAUCACGUACUCUACAUUCAGAUGGAGUACUGCCCCCGUGCCUCGCUGCGCCACCUAAUUCGUGAUGGUAGUCUUCGCAUCCAAAUGAUAUGGCGCAUUCUGCGUGAGAUCCUGGACGCCCUGGCCUAUAUUCAUCAAAACGGCAUUAUACAUCGCGAUCUCAAGCCAGAAAACAUUCUCCUGGACAAGGACUUACAGGUCAAGCUGGCAGAUUUUGGUCUUUCCACCGCUGUCGGGGCGGCUCCAAAUUCGAUGGGCAGCCUCCCCCCUGCAGCGGCGCAUGGUCAUAAGCCUGAACUGACUUCUGCCGUGGGCACAAGCCUCUAUGUCGCUCCUGAGGUGGAUGCGGGCUCGCGCUAUGACGACAAGGCGGACAUGUACAGCCUGGGCGUCACCCUUUUUGAAAUGUGCUAUGCGUUUGGCAGUAUGCAUGAACGCUACGUGGCCAUUCCGGCACUUCGAGAGUCGCUCGCCUUUCCCCAAGACUUUGACAGUGAGGCGUACAAAGGGCCCAAAAAGAUUGUACAAGACUUGCUGGCCCAUGACCCUGCCAAGCGACCGACGGCGCAGGCUCUCCUCUUGUCAUCAGAUCUGCCCGCCAAGGCUGAGGACGAAUUUAUUCGUGAGGCG